Molecule: messenger RNA, 6302 nt
Organism: Hippoglossus stenolepis (Pacific halibut)
Lineage: Eukaryota; Metazoa; Chordata; Actinopteri; Pleuronectiformes; Pleuronectidae
Gene: dact1
Product: dishevelled-binding antagonist of beta-catenin 1
Exons: 4
Coding region: 605-3121 (838 amino acids)
Biological process (GO): negative regulation of JNK cascade; negative regulation of canonical Wnt signaling pathway; regulation of Wnt signaling pathway, planar cell polarity pathway
Cellular component (GO): cytoplasm
Source: RefSeq, a predicted model, not a curated record
UGUGAUCGAAGCUUCAUCAGAAGCAGCAGCUGAUCCGAACUGUCUCCGAUUAGCAGCUGAUCCGAACUGUCUCCGAUCAGCAGCUGAUCCGAACCGUCUCCGAUCAGCAGCUGAUCCGAACCGUCUCCGAUCAGCAGCUGAUCCGAACCGUCUCCGAUCAGCAGCUGAUCCGAACCGUCUCCGAUCAGCAGCUGAUCCGAACCGUCUCCGAUCAGCAGCUGAUCCGAACCGUCUCCGAUCAGCAGCUGAUCCGAACCGUCUCCGAUCAGUAGCUGAUCCGAACCGUCUCCGAUCAGCAGCUGAUCCGAACCGUCUCCGAUCAGCAGCUGAUCCGAACCGUCUCCGAGUAGCAGCUGAUCCGAACUGUCUCCGAGCAGCAGCUGAUCCGAACUGUCUCCGGAUCUCCACCGUUACCGCGGCCCCGGGGCAUGCUGGGAUUUACCUGGACCUCCAACUGAGUGGACAUAUUUUCCGGAUGAAUGAACCCGUUUGUCCGACCACCGGUUGAUUGUGGAUCCAGUUCGCGGCUGUUUGUCCCGCUCUAUCAACCCGGGUUAACCCAUCCGGGUCACAUGCUGUUAAAGUCCUGAGUCUGGCGGAGGACAUGCGUCUGUCCGGCCGCUGCAGCCGGGACAGAGAGGCGGUGUCCGGCCUCAGGGAGCUGGAGGCUCUGCGGCAGCGGCAGGAGGAGCUGGUCCGGAGUGCGCUGGAGGAGGAGGAGGAGGAGGAGGAAGAUAUCCGGCUGCUCAGGAAACGGCUGAACUGUCUGAGGAGGACGGACGCCGGCCUCAUCCAUCAGUUACAGGAGCUGGACCGACAGAUCAUCGACCUGCGACUGGACCCGGACUCGUCACUUGACAAGCUGGAGAGCGACAGCCGGCCCAGCUCAGGCUUCUUUGAGCUGAGUGAGGCGGCUUCGCUCUCUAACUCGUCGGACUCGGUCUCCAGCGAGUGCUUGUGCUCGGCGGCGGACGCUGACGGACGCCUUCCGUCGACAGAUGAGCGGAGCAGCUGUUUGGACUGGGACGUUCUGGUUGGAGGACUUUGUGAUGACUUGUCUGGAACAGUUCGUCGCUCACUCUCUGCCCCUCACCCACCCACCCUGGAUUCUGUCUCCUGUGAUUCCCAGUCGAAGAAUCACUGCGACCUGGUGGUCCAAAAUGGCAGCGAUGUGUACCGUUACCCAAGCCCGCUCCACGCCGUGGCAGUCCAGAGCCCCAACUUCCUUCAGAUGUUGGGUCAUUGCGCUCACAGCAGAAACGAUGGACUCCUGAAAACCAUUGAAGCUGGUAUUGAAGUUAUCAAACCAGAAUCUUUGUCUCUUCCAGGUUCUGUUCCAGCUCCUCUUGUACCUCAGAGCUCAUCCUGGCCGAUCCCCUCCUCAUCCCACACUCAGUCUCAGAAGCGUCUGGACAGCUACAUAUACAGUCUGCUACAGCGGAGAGCACUGCCAGUCAGGACCAGCAGACCCAGGACCAGCAUCAGCACUGAACCGUCAAAGAGCAUCCAGAGGCAGGCGAGUCUAUGUGUGAGGCCGGUGUGUGGUUCUGGUUUAAAGACUUUGAAGGGGUAUGAACUGAAACCCACCAGCAGAGCAGCAGCAAGAGCAGCAGAAUUUGCUCCCUUGUCACCUCCGAGAUAUUGGUCUGUGGAGAUUAAAGCCGAGGAGUUGGAGACUCAAAAUGUCGUCAAUGGUGGCAGCGGUGACACAAAGCAAGAUGGCUUCAAGAUGAACAGCAGUGACUUGGCAAAAAACCAGAGCAGCUCUCUAAUGGACAGUGCUGAGAAUGAUGGUUUCUUCACCAAAAAGGACAUGAACACAAGUCUGCUGACAAAAAAGAGCAAAGGGCUGCUGCCUCCGUCAGCAGUGUCCAUCACCGCUCUGCCUAAAGACGUCACGGAGCCGGGCACUCCCAAAGCUGACUCCACCCCCAAGCAGCCAUGUUACCCCCCUGACCCGGCACUGCUCCUCAGAUCUCCACAAACUGUCAAAACACAACCAGCAUCUCCUACAAACAGCCCCAAGCCUCUGCAAGCCGACCAGACGGAGAAAGGGGAUAGGUCAGUGCUGGAGCUUACAGUUCUAGGGUCCUACUCCCAGACUCAGGACAAAGCAAGAGGUGGAGGAGGAAGAAGCAGUCACAUGGUUAACACUAAGAACAUCCCUGCCCAGUGGCAGAACAUCGAAAUCUGCAAAGGUUGCAGAAAGAAAACCAAGACUUUCAAGGUGAAGAUCACCACGACGAUGAAGAUGAGUCGGACCUCUGAACACAAUGUGCCUUCAGAGAGAGAAGAGGAAAAAUCUCACCGCAGGUCCAGUUCUAAAGAGUCUCAGCUUCUGGAGGAUGGAGGUUCUAGCAACAUUAAAGUCUCCAGGAGAGCACCUGGCCGUGCUUCCUCGUCCAUAAUGGAACGCCUCCCUGUGUCCAUCCCAGAAGGCCGAGUCCUGGAUAAACACUCCACACUCGCACUUAGCAGUGUGCACUCAGGCACAUCCACGCACUGUUACCAUGGAAACCUCCACCAUCACAGUCACCAUCAUCACCGUCACCACAGGCGUGACCGGGUCAUGGUUGUUGCUAAACCAAAACACAAACGUCACGAUUACCGGCGGCUACGUGUGACCAGGGAUGUCGCACACGAUGAGGCGUUCAGACGUACUCAGCGGCGGAAGAGAAGAGAGCGUCUCAGUAUUGCUGCAGCCAACAUGUCCCGCCCCUCCAGUGGGCAGCUGAGGAGCCCGUACUCUUACAUCGGAGGAAGUGACUCGGAGUAUUCAGCCGAGUGUGCGUCGCUCUUUCACUCCACCAUCAUGGACACCACUGAGGACGAGAAAUCCAACUACACCACCAACCGCUUUGGAGACAGUGAGUCCAGUGAGGAGGAGUACGUGGAGGAGAGCACCACCAGCAGUGAUACUGUGGAGAGUGGAGCUGGUGGUGGGACAGGUGGAAUGGGCAAAGGCUUGAACCAGUUGGGGCCACCAGGGGCCAGGGUGAUGGGGCAAGACAUGACACCAGCUCAGGUGAAGGCCUUCGUCAAGAUUAAGGCCUCUCACAACCUGAAGAAGAAGAUCCUGAGGUUCAGGUCAGGUUCACUCAAACUCAUGACCACUGUGUGAGUCAGCUGGAGGCAGGAAACCACCGUCCUACCUGCUGGAAUGUCUUACCCACGCACUUCUUAUGUACCAGAACUACAUAUAAUGUAAAACAUGUGUGACAUUCAAACCAACUCCAUUCCUCCGAAGCCUGAGAGACUAAUCCAAACCAGCCAAUUCUUGUAAAAGCAUGUGUGGCAUUUUCCAGGAAAACUGUUGAGUUCAUCUGAUCGACUCAGUGUUGAGGUAAUCACGACUUCAGGAGCUGCCGUUUUCUGAUGACUGUGGAGAUGCUCAUCUUUCCUUUUGUGUUCUUCAGUGUGACCUUUAAAUUCAGAAAAAGAACAAGAGGGAAUAUUCUGGCGUACAUUGUCGUCAGUAACCUUUCAGUGAUUGGCUAACAUAUCAGCUUCCUGUGUCUAAAUUUACCUUCACAUGUCCGACUGUUCAUCUAAAUGACUCCAUAUGUCUUCAGGUUUAUGGUAACACCAAGUUUAUUUUUGGAAUACUACAGAUUGUAAAGGGUGGGUUUGAAUCCAGCCAAUCAAAUUGGCCUCCUUCCUGUUCCUGUUGCUCCUGGUUCAACAAGUGCCUCAAUGGAAGUGAACCUGGCUGUGAGACCUGCUUGAAACAAACAUGUCGUCCUAUCAGGUCUGUGUGUUUCUCCACUGACAGUGAAAAGAAAUCCCUGCUCUGGCUUUUCACCUUCAGCUCUUUUUAUCCUGGUUUUGAUUGUUUGAUUGAUGUGUACAUGUAAUAAGUUAUGAGACAUGUGGUUACUCGUGUCACUGUUACCAUGAUCAUCACAAUAUUCAGGUUUCGGAUCAUCCGUUUAUCUCGAUUCUUGGCCUCUAAGUUUGUAUAUUCAGAAUAUAUAAAUAUCACUAUAACCUAGUUUCUGUUGAAGUUCCCCAAAUACAUCCAGGUUUCACACCAUCACUGUAUGAAGUCAGAAAGAGGUUUCAGACACAGUCAAUGAUCUGAACGGCUCUUUGUUUGAAGCAGGGUUUCCGUCCGGUCGUCGGAGUUCUUUGGAAACUUCCUCAGAUGUUAAUGUCUCCAGAAGGUUCCUCAGAAGUUGGCCUGUGAUGUCAUUAUUUCCUGGAUGGGUCGGACUAUGUCACCUUGUUAAUCUGUUGUUUGUAUGUAGCUUAGUUUUUGUCUUUAACUACUGGACUGUUUCAACAUCACACAACAUGUGCAAGGUCCCUAAUGCCAAAGGUCUGGAUUUAGUGUGCUCCACUGGCACAACCCACUCUCAGCUACAGUUCCUUGACCUGGUGGUCUCAGAUCAUCACGUCUGGCCUCAGAUCCCCCCAGCACCAUGGUUGAUGGCCUGGUCAUCCACUACAACACUGCUCUAUGCCUCAGUCUCGACUCUCUCGCCCCCCUCAAAUCCCGAACGGUCUCCUACACUUGCCCAGCCCCCCGGUUCACAGCCGAACUUUGCGCCAUGAAGGCCUCUGGCCGUCAAGUGGAGCAGCUCUAUAAAAGAUCUGGCCUCACUGUCCACCUGGAGGCCUACAGAGACCAUGUGCGCUCAUACAAGGAAGUUCUUUUACACACGAGACACAGUAUUACUCUUCACUCAUCGACAACCAGAAAAACCACCCCAGAAAGCUUUUCACUACCAUUGACCGCUUACUCCGUCCCCUUGACCCCCCCACCGCAAGGCUCAGUGCUGGGCCCAUUUCUUUUUACCAUCCACAUGCUCCCCCUUGGUCGUAUCAUCUGUCAACAUGGCCUUAAUUACCUCUCUUACGCCGACGACACCCAGCUCUACUUAAGCACUCAUCCAUUCACUCAGCCCCCCAGUCACUAGUCAAUUGCCUGCACGACAUUAAAAUAUAUCCAACCUCCUUAAACAGUAAUAAGACAGAGCUCAUGGUUGUGGCCCCCAAGGCUCUGCUCUGGAAGGUUGGAGAUCUCCUCCUAAACAUCGAUGGCUGCUCCAUCGCCCCAUCCCCCGAGGUCCGCAACCUGGGCGUCAUUCUUGACUCCACCCUCUCCUUCAAAUCCCACAUCAAAUCCAAAUCCGCCUUCUUUCACCUCAAAAAUAACUGCAAUGGAGUCCUGUUUGGUGUACCUGAAAACCUCCUGAAACGACCCCAAUACGUACAGAACUCUGCUGCCCGGGUUCUCACCUGCACUCACACCCUCAUUCCCCUCCACUGGCUCCUGCUAAAGGCCUGCAUCAACUACAAACUCCUCCUGCUCACCUACAAAUCCCUCCACGCUCUAGCCCCACCAUAUUUAACCGACCUCCUCCAACCCUACACUGCACUCAGAAGGCUACGGUCCUCAAACUCAGGUUUGCUCUCCAUCCCCAAAACCAAAUUACGAACAGAGCCUUGUGUGUUGCAGCCCCCACCCUCUGUUAAUGCUCCACCUUGCUGCUAAAUUUGAUCCUGUUCUGUACUUGUAUUAUUACUUUUUUCUUUUCUCUACUGUUUUGUCCUCACAAACAUAUGUAAAGCGUCCUUGGGUCCCGUGAAAGGCGCGAUAUAAAUAUAAGCCAUUAUUAUUUAUAAUCACACAAAAUUAGCUCUUUGCUAUCAGUCUCUUUUUUUGAUGAAAGCUGAUAUAUUUGCUUGAACAUAUUUGUAUAUCACACAUGGAACGUGUGUUUUAUAUUAAGUCUGAUGUCUCUUGUUACUUCCACCACUGUUGCUAUUACGAUUUACGUCCAGAUGAACGUGUGUCCUCUGACUGAUGGUGUGUUCAUGAAAACUCUGUAUAUUGGGCCACUCUCCUGGGAGUCGUUUCCAUGUAGUCAACACUCAGAGGACAAAUCUGUUCAGUCUGAGGAAGACACACACACACACAAAGAAACACAUACAAAGACACAUAUAAUGUCUCUGCUUAAGAGAGAGAGAGAGAGAGAGAGAGAGAGAGAGAGAGAGAGAGAGAGAGAGAGAGAGAGAGAGAGAGAGAGAGAGAGAGAGAGAGAGAGAGAGACAGAGACAGAGAGAGAGAGAGAGAGAGAGAGCACUUGAUCUCACAGUGGAUCAGAUCUCCUGUUUGAACGAGUCUGAACAGUUCACUGUGGUUCAGGGAACGAUGAUUCCUCUGAGCCUGAAACGGUCCGGUUCCAACUUUUGUGGUGGAAAUUUACGAGAAGUGAAAUAAUAAGAUGUUGUACCUUGUUAACUCCCAUUAAACAUAUCGUAAUUUGUAAAUAUGAAAAUAAAAUUUGAUUGAUUGA